Molecule: messenger RNA, 246 nt
Organism: Blastomyces dermatitidis ER-3
Lineage: Eukaryota; Fungi; Ascomycota; Eurotiomycetes; Onygenales; Ajellomycetaceae
Product: oxidoreductase
Exons: 1
Coding region: 1-246 (81 amino acids)
Source: RefSeq, a predicted model, not a curated record
AUGUCUCGAUAUGCCGCAGUUCAUGCGAACCCUCAAGGAGUUGGCGACUCACGCCCAACGGCCCUACAAAUCGUUGAAGAUGAAAACAUGGCAGGCAGGCUUGAUAGAAAGGUAGUUGUAAUCACGGGUGUUUCGUCUGGCCUUGGUGUUGAAACCGUUCGUGCAAUGGCAGCAACAGGAGCAACUCUCUACCUCCCUACAAGAGAUUUGGGCAAAGAGAAAACGGCUCUCGGUGAUAUAUUUUAA